AUGGGAAAUAAACAAACCAUCUUUACGGCACAGCAGCUAGAUGCCUAUCAGGACUGUACAUAUUUCACAAGAAAGGAAAUUCUGAGACUCUUCCACCGCUAUCGGGAUUUGGCACCGCAGCUCGUUCCUCUUGACUACACCAACCACCCAGAUGUGAAGUUACCAUAUGAGCUGAUUGGCAGCAUGCCAGAGCUGAAGGACAACCCGUUUCGACAGAGGAUCGCUGAGGUUUUCUCUGAGGAUGGCGAGGGAAACAUGACACUGGACGACUUCUUGGACAUGUUUUCUGUCCUCAGUGAGAUGGCUCCACGGGACCUCAAGGCCUACUAUGCUUUCAAAAUUUAUGAUUUCAACAACGAUGACUUCAUCUGCAAGUCAGACCUGGAGAAGACGCUGAACAAGCUGACUCGUAACGAGCUGACAGAAGACGAGGUGAGGAUGGUGUGCGAGAAGGUGAUCGAUGAGGCCGACCUGGACAAUGAUGGCCGUCUGUCACUCGAAGAUUUUCAGCACAUGAUUGUUAGAGCUCCGGACUUCCUCAGCACUUUUCAUAUAAGGAUAUAA
This is a messenger RNA of Maylandia zebra (zebra mbuna), 564 nucleotides long. It is a transcript of the gene cib3, whose product is annotated as calcium and integrin binding family member 3. Gene Ontology annotation, biological process: calcium ion homeostasis. NCBI's taxonomy places the organism in Eukaryota, Metazoa, Chordata, Actinopteri, Cichliformes, Cichlidae. Gene Ontology annotation, molecular function: calcium ion binding; magnesium ion binding. The record is from RefSeq and is a predicted model, not a curated record.